UAGAGUGGAGCGGAUGUCUUGUCGGUCGUCGGAGCCGUCGAGCGUGUCGGAGCAACGUCUGGCGACGCGAUCGCGCUUAUCAGUCGCGGUGAGUCGACCGCGAUAACGCGCUCGCGAAACAUCGAGGUGAGUUCGUUGAUGCGCGAAUUUUCCGAAAGAAAAGGAAAUAAAAAAAAAAAAGAAAAGAAAGGAAAACACAAAUCGUCCGCGCCGCUCUCUCGCGCGCGCGUACACCUACCUGAUGCGCUCGCAGAUCGCGGCUCCGCGGAGAGGAGAUCGCGGAUACGUGAGAUCGAUUUUUGCACCAGGUGUUUGCCAUACGUGAUUCAUCCUCCUCGCCGCGGACUUUCCCGACGCGCGCGCGGGGAGAUGUGAGCUUCGACGUGUCCUCCCUCCGACGAAUUCGGGGCGAGCCGUCAUCCGCCUUUGAACGGGGCCACGUGGACCACGUCGGGAGGCAGGAAAAAAUAUGUGCCAGCAUGUCCGAGGACGACGCGCAGGAAGCAGCCACCGAGGAGAUCGAGAGACAGGGAUCUCUUUACGUAUUUCCGGGGGCAGGUCGCCCCAACUGCGCGACGACGUCAUCGUCGUCUUCGUCGUCGAUCUCGACGGCACCUCUCCAGCCGCCUCCUCUGCCGUUCCUCCACGGUGGUUCGACGACGGCGAGCACGACAAUGACGACCAGCGUCACGAUGACGACAAACACGUCGAAAAACAGCAACAGCAACGGCGACGAAGACGAGGAUGCAGUAGAAGAAGUCAGCUCUCCGGCGAGGAGGAAAGCCUUUCCAAAAACGCACGCGAGAUCGGCGAGCCACGGUGGUGCCUUGGCAGAUGGUACGACCGAAUGGCAGACCUACGGGUCCUUUCUGGGUCCAUUGACGACGGUGGGAAGUGCCACAUCCGCGGGUCGACCAUCGGCAUUAAAGAAGCCGGGCCAUCAGCGAGCCUUCAGUCAGGGUCAGGUGGCGGAUGUAACGCAGAGCCAGCCAGCCGUAACGGGACACCACCGUGUUGGCUCCAGAACAGAUUUUAUCCUACCACCAGGUCACAGGGAGGAUGGCAGACCGCCUACAGCCGGCAGAAUGCCUUCCUUUCGCGGACAUUCCCGUCAAGCGUCCAGAUCGGAGUCUAUCUAUACGAUAAGACGUAGUGUCGCGCCUCCAUGGUGGAGAAGACUAUGGGCUCAUUAUUUUGGUCCAUUGCCAGAAGAACCCCGUUUAAGAACAAUAGUCCCGAAUCAUUUAGUCCCCCCGAAGACUCCGAAGAGACAGCAUCCCAAUGGAGAUAGGAUGGACAAUAGGGUACGCACAACGAAGUACACGGCGCUGAGCUUCCUACCUCGUAACUUGCUAGAGCAGUUCCACCGUGUGGCCAAUCUGUACUUCAUUUUCAUCGUGAUGCUUAAUUGGGUGCCGGCUAUAAACGCAUUUGGCAAAGAGAUUGCGAUGAUCCCUGUAGUAUUCGUUUUAGGCGUUACGGCGCUUAAGGACUUCUUCGAAGAUCGCCGACGACUCGCCAGUGACCGGCGUGUGAACAAUUCCACCUGUCGUGUCUACGUUAGCGAGGGCGACAGAUACAUGAAGGUAGCGUGGAAGGAUGUCAAGGUGGGUGACCUGGUUCACCUUUCAAACAACGAACUGGUACCGGCCGAUCUCUUGCUUUUGCGAAGCAGUGAUCCUCAGGGAUUAGCUUACCUCGAUACAUGCAACCUCGAUGGCGAGUCGAAUUUGAAGCAGCGUCAAGUUGUCCGGGGUUUUCUCGAUUUACAGGAUACUUUCCAGCCUUCCAAGUUCCGAUCGGUGGUUGAAGUCGACCAACCAAGUACUAGAAUAUAUAGGUUUCAUGGCGCCGUGGUACAUCCAAACGGUGGCAGAGUGCCCGUAUCCACGGAAAAUCUUUUACUCAGGGAAUGCGUCUUAAAAAACACUGACUUCGUCGAGGGUAUAGUCAUAUACGCUGGUCAUGAGACCAAAGCGUUACUAAAUAACGGUGGUCCUAGGUACAAGCGUUCUCGUCUGGAGAGAUACAUGAACAGAGACGUGAAAUGGUGCGUGGUGAUAUUGAUGGCACUGUGUGUGAUCGGCGCUUUCGGUUGCCGAUUCUGGUUGUCCGCAUACACGGGUCUGUCGAUAGUGCCAUUUUUGCCGGUGCUGCAGGAGCCGAUUUACGAGAGCUUACUGACAUUCCUGACAUUCGUCAUAAUAUUUCAAGUGAUGAUACCGCUGAGUCUGUACGUGACGAUCGAGAUGGCUAAGGUGGGACAGGUGUACCACAUCGGCCACGACCCGGCCCUCCACGACACGGAAACCGGCCGUAAGGCGGAAUGCCGCGCGCUGAAUAUCACGGAGGAACUAGGCCAAGUUCAGUACGUCUUUUCCGACAAGACUGGCACUCUCACGGAGAACAAAAUGCUAUUUAGGAGAUGCGCAGUAGGUGGCCAAGAUUACUCCCACAUGGGCGACAACGAGAAUCUGCUUCCGUGCUCGCGGCUCAAGGAGGACCUGCUCAUAGGUACAUUUCGACAUCGCUUACAGGAGUUUCUUAUUGUCUUAGCCACGUGUAACACGGUUGUCGUAAAUUCUCAACCGCAUCACGAUAGUAUGAACUCUAGUGGAGUCAUCGAGGAACCUCAGAAAAACGGAAGUGGUCCUACGAGAAUAAUGGAAGCGAACGCGAGCGCAUUUCCGACCAUAAAUUCUCCACCGGUACCGCUAUCUCCGAGCAAUAGAGCUGUUCACACCUUAUCUUCAGUUUCACCAGUAAUUAACACGGCAAAUACAUUCGACGAUACUUCAAAAUUCCCGUUUAAAAUUUCCAGGCCAAAAUUGCUGAACGUAACAUCGAUACCGAGUCUGAGCAUCGGAUUGCUGGGACGGAAAUUUUCGCCAGAAGGACAGAAGGUUUCAGGACGCAGUCCUGACGCGAAAAACGGCGACGAAUUGCUACAGACUCCAGCGAUCUACGAGGCGGAGAGCCCAGACGAAUUGGCACUGGUUCACGCGGCACGUGCUUACGACAUCAAGCUAGUGAAACGGACGCCCCGCAGUGCGAUCAUAUCCUUCCCGGACAAAUCAACGAUCGCGUUCGAGAUACUUCACGUGCUACCGUUUGACUCAAACAGGAAAUGCAUGUCGGUGCUGCUCAAACAUCCUCAUACCGGCGAGAUAAUGCUGUACAGCAAAGGUGCCGACACGACGAUACUGCCGGCGCUUUCGUCGAGCGACGAGAACACCAUCGCCUCGGCGAGUAUCCGACAGUAUCUGCAAUCGUACGCGCGUCAAGGUCUACGUACAUUGGUGAUGGCGAAGAGAACACUAACGGCGCAGGAGUAUGAGACGUGGCGACAAAAACACAACGAGGUGGAAUUGGCAACGGAAAAUCGCGAGCAUCGCAUACGCGAUUCGUACGCGAUGUUGGAGUCGCACUUAACAUUAUUGGGUGCGACUGGUAUCGAGGAUAAACUCCAGGCCGGUGUACCUGAAACAAUGGCCGCUCUGGUCGCCGCCGGGAUCGUCGUGUGGGUUCUGACAGGGGACAAACCAGAGACUGCAGUGAACGUGGCGUAUUCGGCGCAGCUCUUCACACCAGCCAUGCAGCUGCUGCAGCUGCAGGCGAGAUCGAAAUCCGUAGCUGAGACGCUUAUACAUGGUUACCUGGAGUCGGCGCGCAAAGAGCGUAUAAACAGUCAUUCGCAGCCGGGUAUGAUAGGCAUCGCGGACCCCGCCGGCAUAUACAACCGAGAUUCCACCGAGAGAGAUGCACAUAGGAUCGGUAGCCCAUGGCCACGACAACGCGCGCUUGUUGUGGACGGCAAGACGUUGACCGUGAUUCUAGAUCCGCGAUCGGGUUUAACAGGUCCGUUCCUCGAGCUCACGAAAAUGUGCUCUAGUGUCUUAGCUUGUCGCGCCACGCCAUUGCAAAAGGCAUAUAUAGUCCGCAUUGUUAAAAAACAGUUGGGAAUGAGGACGUUAGCAAUUGGCGAUGGUGCGAACGACGUUAGCAUGAUACAGACCGCCGACGUAGGCGUUGGUAUUUCAGGACAAGAAGGCACGCAAGCGAUAUUUUGCGGCUUUUCCGGUACCGUAAUGAUAGACCAAAUAUAUUUAAUGCUGUACAACUUACUAUUCACUUCGCUGCCGCCUCUCGCUUUAGGCAUCUAUGAUCGAGUCGCCAAAGCUCGCAUAUUACUUGCAGCACCGGAAUUAUACACAAGAGGACGUUUAGGACUAGUGUAUCAGUCGUAUUCGUUUUGGCUCACGAUCAUGGACGCUCUUUACCAAAGUGUCGUCAUAUUUUUUAUUACCAAAGAGGUUUAUGACGAUUCGAUUAUUGACAUAUGGGAAUUUGGGACGACUAUUAUGACAUCGUGUAUCGUUGUCAUGCUAGUUCAUGCUGCUAUAGAAACUAGAUCUUGGACUAUAAUCCAUAUUGGUGCCAUCUUCGGUUCCUUGGGCAUUUUCUUUGGAUUUUGCUUAUUUUACAAUGCUGUUUGCGUCAACUGCAUGGGUCUACCUGGGUCCUUUUGGAUAAUGGAACAAGCCUUUACACAUAUCACAUACUGGUUGACUGUGACACUUACUUCUGUUCUUGCCUUAAUGCCUAGGUUAGUGUAUAAGGCGAUACAAUCCACUAUCACACCAGAUGCUAUGCACAUUGUCACGCGGCAAGUCGCCACGAAAAGCGACGGUCAAAUACGUCGGCAACGUAUUAGCAGUCAAAGGGGCGAAAUCAAUUUUAUUGCUGGAUGGUCGCGUUCCUCGCAACACGCUACUAUUAGACCCAGUAGCUACGGAAGUAAAAGCAACGCUCUCACGACUAUCGUCGCAUAACAGGUACAAUCGGAUGAAGUGUGUCCAUCUCGUUAACCGAGAAAAUCAAUCGAUCACCGAAAAAGGGGGAAUGAUUUUUCACUAUUCAGAUUCUCCUCAAAAGCCAUGCCGUUCCUUCAUCGAUUAGAGGAGAAUCUUCUGA
Molecule: messenger RNA, 4974 nt
Organism: Cyphomyrmex costatus
Lineage: Eukaryota; Metazoa; Arthropoda; Insecta; Hymenoptera; Formicidae
Product: probable phospholipid-transporting ATPase VA
Exons: 18
Coding region: 480-4832 (1450 amino acids)
Biological process (GO): phospholipid translocation
Cellular component (GO): plasma membrane
Molecular function (GO): ATPase-coupled intramembrane lipid carrier activity; nucleotide binding
Source: RefSeq, a predicted model, not a curated record